Messenger RNA from Clarias gariepinus (North African catfish), 990 nucleotides. Its product is annotated as trace amine-associated receptor 13c-like. Lineage: Eukaryota; Metazoa; Chordata; Actinopteri; Siluriformes; Clariidae. Gene Ontology annotation, biological process: G protein-coupled receptor signaling pathway. Gene Ontology annotation, cellular component: membrane. Bases 1 to 990 code for a protein of 329 amino acids. Gene Ontology annotation, molecular function: trace-amine receptor activity. The transcript has a single exon. The record is from RefSeq and is a predicted model, not a curated record.
AUGAACCUGACAGAGUUAAACCAGUCUCAUUGUGAGCAUUUCUCUUGUCCAGAGAGAUCUGUAUCUCCUGCAGUUUAUAUCUUACUGUAUGUUUGUUCAGCUGCUGUGGUUCUGCUAACAGUGUGUGGAAACCUGCUUGUCAUCAUCUCUGUUCUUCACUUCAAGCAGCUUCACACACCAACAAAUACACUUGUGCUCUCUCUGGCUGUGUCAGAUUUCCUCGUUGGUGCUUUAGUGAUGCUACCAGAGUUAAUUUGGACAAUUGAAUCAUGCUGGAUUUUUGGCAAAGAUUUUUGCACCAUUUUUUGGUUAACUGGUUCUUUUAUCAUGGCCUUGUCCAUCUAUAAUAUUGCUCUCAUUGCUGUAGAUCGGUAUUUGGCUCUCUCAAACCCAUUUCUCUAUACAAACAAAAUCUCCACAAGGACAAUGUGUAUUGUGGUUUAUUCUAACUGGUGUGUGUGUCUAGGUUAUAGUAUAACAUUAUAUAAUUUUAAUGAAGGACAAAAUAGUUUUCUACUGUGUCCUGGACAGUGUUUUCUCUUUCUGAAUGAGGUAUGGUCUGUAAUUGAGCUUACAUAUUUAUUUCUUUUUCCACUUUCUGUCAUAAUUAUAUUGUAUACUCGAGUGUUUUUGAUUGCUAUGAAACAUGUCACUGCUAUCAGAGAGCUUAAUAAUCACACACGGCCUAAAUCACAGAAAAUCACCUCACACUCAAUGAAAUCUGAAAGAAAAGCAGCUAAAGUCCUCGGCAUUUUAGUGUCUGUGUUUCUGGUGUGUUUACUUCCAUAUUUUAUAUACAGUUUAUUAGGCAACCUUAUUGAACUUCAGGCAGAAACUAUCCAUACACUUUUGAUCUGGCUUUAUCUUAACUCCACCAUUAAUCCAUUUAUUUAUGCUCUGUUUUACCCAUGGUUUAGGAGGUGCAUGAACCUAAUUACAACUUUAAAAAUAUGUCAAACACAAUCUGCUUUAAUCAAUGUUCUUUCAUAA